CUGCUGGGGGCGGCGGGAGGCGGGUCCGUUCGCCCCCUAAGAUGGCGGCGGAGCGCUCACGUGGUGUGCGCUGAGGGGACGGAGCGGGGUGGCCGUUGGCGACAUGGCGGCGGUAGAGGGAGUGGAGGGGGGCGAGAGGAAAGAGGAGGACGAAGAGGAGGUGGAGGAGCAGCUGGUCAUGGUGGAACUGUCAGGAAUUAUCGAUUCAGACUUCUUAGAAAAAUGUGAAAACAAAUGCAAGAUUUUGGGAAUAGAGACAGAGAGGCCCAUUUUACAAGUGGACAGAUACGUCUUUGCAGGGGAAUAUGAAGAUGCCUUGGGAACCUGCGUGGUCUUUGAAGAAAACACAGAGCAUGUAGAUGCAGAAGGCAACCAAAAAGUACAGCUCAAGUACAAGUGCCAUACAAUGAAGAAGUUGAAUAUGACACGGACACUUCUGACAGAGAAGAAGGAAGGAGAAGAGAAUGUUGAUGGUGUGGAGUGGUUACAGAUCAAGGACAGAGACUUCUCCUACAGCAGGCCUAAUAUGAUUUGUAGCUUUCUGCACGAAAAGGAAGAUUCUGAUGAAUCAGCUCAGGCCCAAGACAAACUAGCUGAAGAGUCAGAGGGAGAGGUGAGUGACAAAGGAAAUUCUGACACGAACUGUGAUCAGGCUCAAGACAAACCAGCUGAAGAGUCAGAGGGAGAGGUGAGUGACAAAGGAAAUUCUGACACGAACUGCGAUCUGGAAAAGCAGCACGGCUUGGAAGUAGAUGCCUCUCCUCUUCCUCUGCCUCAUAGUCCAGCUCCUGAGGCAGAGGGUUCUCCUUCUGGAAGUGUUGCCUUAGAUGAUACCCCUCCGUGAUGUCAGCUCUCGUCUCUUCAGGAUUUCUUCGUGGAAUUAAACAGGCCAGCUUUUAAAGACCAAAUGUAUAGGCUAGGACAUGAUUUCCAAUUUAUCUGAGCAAUUAGCAGGGGGAAAAACUGACAUGUUCUUGUGCAUUCCUUUUGUGUUUGGAGUUGAGUGGGGAGGGGUGUAGUGCUUUGUUUUUAAAUGCCAAUUGGAAAUGUGUGCAUCUCUACCUCAAAUUGAAGAAGAGGAAACAGCUACAUAAUUAAAUAAAAAAUGCCUUUGAAAAACAUUGAUAUAUCGUAUGGUUUGGGAUGCUUUGUAAAAAGGGGAAAAAAACAUUGUUGAAAGUCCUGAAACUCAGGUAUAGCCUCACCUUGUGUGUAAUAUUCAUCUGCCUACUGUGUCUGUUCUUGUACUGCACUGACUGAAAGAAAAAUUCAAAUAAAGGUGGCUUUCGUAAGGUUUGAUA
Messenger RNA from Cygnus olor (mute swan), 1301 nucleotides. It is a transcript of the gene GTF3C6, whose product is annotated as general transcription factor IIIC subunit 6. The coding region runs from base 104 to 844 and encodes 246 amino acids. The record is from RefSeq and is a predicted model, not a curated record. Gene Ontology annotation, cellular component: transcription factor TFIIIC complex. NCBI's taxonomy places the organism in Eukaryota, Metazoa, Chordata, Aves, Anseriformes, Anatidae. Gene Ontology annotation, biological process: transcription by RNA polymerase III. The transcript has 6 exons.